This is a messenger RNA of Calidris pugnax (ruff), 1229 nucleotides long. It is a transcript of the gene CENPH, whose product is annotated as centromere protein H. The transcript is spliced from 9 exons. The record is from RefSeq and is a predicted model, not a curated record. NCBI's taxonomy places the organism in Eukaryota, Metazoa, Chordata, Aves, Charadriiformes, Scolopacidae. Gene Ontology annotation, biological process: chromosome segregation; mitotic spindle organization; kinetochore assembly. Bases 37 to 765 code for a protein of 242 amino acids. Gene Ontology annotation, cellular component: nucleus; kinetochore. Gene Ontology annotation, molecular function: kinetochore binding.
CCGAGGGCCGCGCGCGGGAGGUUUGAAAGCGCCGCCAUGGAGCUGCUGCAGCGGGAGGCGGGCACGGCGGCCGGUGAGGUCAACGGCAAGGCUGAGAGGAAAGUCUGGCCGGCAGUGCAGCCGGAGGCGAAGCUGGACGUCGUCACUAUGCUCCGCCUGAGGGACCAGAUGAAACAGCAGCUCAUGGAUUACGGCAGCGCCGUUCACACCGGUCAAGAAAAUGGCUUUUAUCACAUCAAUGAACAAAAGUUUAUUGACAGUGCCACAGAAAAUUUGGAACAAGAUACAGAGGAAGUGCAAAUCUCUCUCCAGAACAAAACAUUAGCCUUGCAAAGGAACCAACUUAUGGUUGCCCUCAGAAACAAAAUGAAGCAAAACGAUCAUGACUCACGACUAAUCAUGGAAACUAUGAAACACAUACUAAAGCUCACCAGCUCAGUACUUCAUUAUCAACAGCAAGCACGUGAGAAAGAACAGAAAUUGAAUGACAUUAAAAAGAAAAGACUCUUACUAAAAAAACACGGAAGACAGAAACUACUGGAAAUUCAUGACAUGAAGAAAAAACAAAAGGAGGAACAAGUGAGGACGAGUACAAGUGAAAUCCUGGAGAAGAUACAAGACACCUUUAAAAAAGAGAGAGAGCUUACUACAGUAAUUCAAAAUGUAUUCCAGAAUAUCAUAAUUGCGAGCGGAGUUGACUGGGCAGAAGAUCCAUCUUUAAAGGCAAUUAUUCUACGGCUUGAAAAAAAUGUCAAUAUUCUGUGAGUCGGUCAGGAGAAACAGGGUGUGAUUUUAUGCAGUGUAUGUAACCCGUGUACUCAGCUUUGAUAGAUGAAUAGGAACACUUUAGGAAUUUGAAAUUUUAAUCUCUCUGCAAAGUUCUUGCUUUCUCCAGAGACGCAGAAUGCGGCCGCGCGAAUCUUAUUAAAAUGAAGUUUAGUUACUGGUAGGCCAGAAAUGUUUUAACAAGUAGCGUAGCUGACGAAACUGCCCAAAGAGCUCAUUUCCCUCAGAAAGGCAGUAAAUAAGAAAUAUAAAUAUAAAAUGAAUAAUAAUAUCUCUAUUUUAAGCCUUUAUGUAAAAGUGGGUUUAAACUAAGGCCCUGCCCUUUCUGGCCAUCCAGGAAAAAAGGCCAAAUUGGGAAGCUCGGUUAAGUCUUUCUUUGGGUUUUGGUUUGGUUUGUUGUGGUUUUUUAUUAAAGCCUUACAUGUGAUUUUAAAGACUGAAAA